GUAACUAACAACUUAUUUGAUCUGCCAUGAGUGUCGUGCAGGGCAUAGUCUGUAGGCCGUCGACUUCUGGAGAUGUUAUUGUUCUAGCGAAUUGUGAGCUUGAGGUAGCUCAGCCAUCUAGUAAUUCUUCUACAGCGAUUCCAUCGGAAUAUCUAGCCGCGAAAAUUAUCGAAAAACGGGCACAACUUCAUUUCAAUAAUGAUGGCAAGAUCGAGAUUGAUGGAUAUUUCAUCCACUAUGCUGUGUCAUUAGAUGGACCUGGUCCGCUGAUCUACGCUUGUGUUGCUGAACCCGAAGUGCCAUCAGAUCGGGCACAGCAGUUCUUACUUAACGUCAAAACAGCCGUCUUAGAACAGAACGACUUGCUGGGAAGCCUUCGGACAUUAGGGGAUCAUGCUUUACAGCAACAAAUCCAUCCGAUUCUACAGCAUUUGAUGAUGGCAGAAAACAACACUCAGAGACCUCCACAUGAUACGCGCAUCGAAGAUAUGCGCCGUCAAGUGGAUGAAGUGAAAAAUGUGAUGGCGGCUAAUGUUGCAUCCCUAAUGGAACGAGGUGAACGACUAGACAGCAUUGAAAGACGUACGGAUGAGCUGCAGGCUUCGGCCGGAAACUUCAAGAUGACGGCUCAUCGAGUGCAACGAAGAAUGUUCCUGACGAGUGCAAAAUGGACAAUCAUCUGCGUCCUUUUUGGCAUUGCCAUGAUCUGUAUAAUAAUUUUGCUCAUUCUCAAUGCAUUUGGAGUUUUCAAGAAGAAGUGACCUCCACAUGCACCCGUGCGCGUUCAAAUUGCCCAAAUAAUUGCAGAUCCAUUACCGUCAUCCAUUAGUUGUACAGUACAUUUGUAAGUUUUAUUGCUCUGUGAUCCACCCCUGAUCCUUUCCUUUUAUUAACAAAUGUGAAGAACUAACUGUAAAAUUUGUCCGGUCUAUUUUAUACGUCGUCUUAUGAUUGAAGAGGUUUUUGUAAAACCGAUUCACUUAUUUUGUGCUCAAUCAACUAACAGCUUUGUUAUUUUUAUUUU
This is a messenger RNA of Cylicocyclus nassatus, 1024 nucleotides long. The record is from the annotation of a GenBank genome assembly. Lineage: Eukaryota; Metazoa; Nematoda; Chromadorea; Rhabditida; Strongylidae.